This is a messenger RNA of Parathielavia appendiculata, 1134 nucleotides long. RefSeq lists its product as uncharacterized. NCBI's taxonomy places the organism in Eukaryota, Fungi, Ascomycota, Sordariomycetes, Sordariales, Chaetomiaceae. The coding region runs from base 1 to 1134 and encodes 377 amino acids. The transcript has 3 exons. Gene Ontology annotation, biological process: double-strand break repair; DNA recombination. The record is from RefSeq and is a predicted model, not a curated record. Gene Ontology annotation, molecular function: DNA binding. Gene Ontology annotation, cellular component: nucleus.
AUGGUGUCCUCUCACAUCAUCCGCAUCCCUCGGACCGACGAGGAGGGUGCGUUCGUACUCGGCGAGGUUAUGCCGUCAGGAUCCAAACCGCUGAACGUCAAGUUCGUUGCCACUGAGGGCGAGGAGCCCUACGUAGUCAAGCUGAGACAUGACCGCAUUGGCGAACUGAGAGCCAGCAGUAGCGCCUGCUUGCCCGAGGAGUGGGAACGUAUCUUGAAGACGCUUCUCCUCGGAGGUGAGCCCAUUGAGGGCAUCGAAGUGGGCGCAGAAGCCAAUGUGGGCAAGUCAAUUGUCAUUACUGUCAGGCGACGUGUGGCUGGUAUCAAUCAACGCCUUGGCUCACUGACACUGAACCACAAGGCCGAUGAAGCCAUCCAGCUGUUUGACUGGUGCGGAGCUGUUGCCCUGGAACGAGAGAAGUUUCACGAGACUGUGGCCGACGAGAAAGCCAAAGUAGCAGACUUGGAAGCCCGCAUCACCGAGCUCAGGAACCAGUUGGACGAGCUCACCGAGUCCAAGAAGGCCAGAGAGGCCGAACUGCUGGAGAAGUUCUGUACUCUACUCAACGAGAAGAAGGUCAAGAUUCGCGAGCAGCAACGCCUGCUCAGCACAGCUCAGGUCGACCAGUCACGGCUUGAUGCGGCGCGCGGUUCUCAAGGGACACGAUCAAAGAUGGCGGAGGCACGUAAACCCGUCCCUUCUCGACGCGCAAAGCGUAAGGCGCUCGAGGAUGCCUCAGGCGGUGGGUCUUCCUCGGACUCAGACGAUGGGUUCGAAAAGGUGGCCCCAAGUGCCGACACGAUGGACGUCGACCCGAAGGAGUCAGAGCCAGAGAUGACCCAAAAAGGUAAAGAGAUCUCCGAGUCGGAAGACCGUGAGACAACCGAUGACGAUGCGACCGCGUCCGGGCGUGAAGCUGAGGAAGAUGAGGCCCCUCGACGGCCAUCUCCACUGCCGAAAACUCGACAACAAACGCAGCCACAGCCAAAAAGACAUGCUGCUGCUAGCAAGGCGAGGAAAGGCAAGGACGUGGUGAUACACCCUCCCAGAAGAGCGCUCAGAAAGACGACGUCUAAGGCGGCCACGCAAAAGCCGGUCGAGGGAAGCGAGACGGAGUCAGACGAUGAGUUGUGA